AACUGCAUAUCUCGUCUCUGUCAUUGCCCCAUGCGUUUGGUCUGCUGCGAUAUGCAAGUGAAUCGACUGUGAGCUUGUGCGAAAUGAAACCCGGGGCAAACGACUAAACUUUAGUCAAUGGUUUCUUCAGUGUGUGAGCUUGAUUUUUCAGAGUAGACAGGGCAUUUGCUCUGACGGGCGGGCUGUUUCGUGUGGGAAACAGACAGAGAGUGGAUUUGAAAGGUUGUCAUUUUAUGUCUCUUUGGAAAAGUCACAUUAUUUCUGCUGCAAGUCCGGACAUCUCAAUUUGGAUAAAAUGUUGAAGUCAACUGAUUGAUCCUCACCUCUCUGAGAUAAAAUAAGAGGACAUAUUGAGGCACGGCUGCUUUAGAGGAGGUCCACCGGCACUCCCUGACCCAGAUCCCCUGCAGGAGAGCAUGGAGGUGUUGCGGAGGUCUUCUGUGUUUGCUGCAGAGGUCCUGGAAGUGUUUGACCGCUCUCUGACGGAGAAAGAGCUGGUGUCCCAGUCAAAAGCACUGUGCCGAGACUACAUCCUCUCCAGACUCAACCAGAACGGGCUGGGUUGGUCCAGAAAUGAGCUCAACCUGCCUGCCUCCAAUGCAGCCGUCUCUGAGGCAUCGUCGGUGCUGCUCUGUCUCGGCGAUGAGUUGGAGUGUAUGCAGCCGAGUUUGUACAGGAACGUGGCACGGCAGCUCAACAUUUCUGUUGCCAUGGAGAAUAUGGUAUCGGAUGCAUUCAUCGCUGUGGCAACGGAGAUCUUCUCAACAGGUAUAACGUGGGGGAAGGUGGUGUCCAUGUACGCAGUGGCUGGGGCCCUUGCCGUGGACUGUGUGAGGCAAGGCCAGUCGGCCACAGUGCACAUCUUAGUGGACAUUCUGGGCCAGUUUGUCCGCAAGUUCCUGGUCCCUUGGCUGAAGAGACGGGGAGGCUGGGGGGAAAUCACAAAAUGCGUGGUGAGGAAGGAUCUCACCCCUGAGCAGCACUGGAUGUCCUCUGCCAUCGAGUCCUUCAAGUACUUUCUCACCACACUGUAUGUCUGUGUCAUGAAGGAGCCAUAAACGGCAAGACGGACUGGACAGGAGUCACGUUCAUGUGAGAUGGAAAUGUCAGGCUUACGGAUCAAGUGGAGGCGGAUGACAGCUUGACUGAUGUGGACUGAGCCAACCAGCAAAUACCAGUCUGUUGCUGCGUGACCAUCAACAAAUGUCUCAUCAGCAUCAAAUUCAUGCUAUCUCGGUGUCAAAUAAGUCCAUAACAGUGAUUACCCUUCAUCCAAAGAGUUGUCCCUGUUUUUUCAAAAGCAUAUAAUAUUUGGCGCUUUAUUUUUUUUUAUAUAAAUACAUGCUCACUGCCUACAUCAAUGCAGUAAACCAGUGUUUUCCAGUG
Myripristis murdjan (pinecone soldierfish) is the source of this 1386-nucleotide messenger RNA. It is a transcript of the gene bokb, whose product is annotated as BCL2 family apoptosis regulator BOK b. The record is from RefSeq and is a predicted model, not a curated record. Gene Ontology annotation, cellular component: mitochondrial outer membrane. Gene Ontology annotation, molecular function: BH domain binding. The transcript has 5 exons. Lineage: Eukaryota; Metazoa; Chordata; Actinopteri; Holocentriformes; Holocentridae. Bases 417 to 1058 code for a protein of 213 amino acids. Gene Ontology annotation, biological process: intrinsic apoptotic signaling pathway in response to DNA damage; extrinsic apoptotic signaling pathway in absence of ligand; release of cytochrome c from mitochondria.